AUGCGUCUUAUGGAAGAAAACUUGAGGGACCACCAGAGAGCUCAGGAUGAGGCAAUAACAAAAACUCAGCUGCUAGAACAGACUGUGAAGGGUUUGGAGUAUGAACUGGAAGUCAAAAACCACUUAAAAGAUGACCGGGCAAGACAAAUCAAACUAAUGGAGGACAAGUUAUCUCACCUGGAACUUGAGCUUGAUGAAGAAAAGACUAAUUCGGAUUUGUUGUCUGAGAGGAUCAAUAGAUGCAGAGAACAGAUUGAACAAAUGAGGACAGAGCUGCUUCAGGAAAGAGCUAUAAAGCAAGAUUUGGAGUGUGACAAAAUUUCAUUGGAAAGACAGAACAAAGACUUGAAGAGCCGAAUCCUUCACCUGGAGGGUUCUUACCGAUCCAGUAAAGAGGGACUUGUUGCUCAAAUGGAAGCGAGAAUUGCAGAGCUAGAAGAACGGCUUGAAAAUGAAGAGAGGGAGAGAGCUAAUUUCCAACUAAGUAACCGCAGACUUGAGAGAAAAGUGAAGGAGUUAAUGUUGCAAGUAGAUGAUGAACAUCUCUCACUGACUGAUCAAAAGGACCAGUUGAGUUUGCGUUUGAAAGCAAUGAAACGUCAAGUUGAAGAAGCUGAAGAAGAAAUAGACAGGCUGGAAAGUGCUAAAAAGAAACUACAGAGAGAACUGGAAGAGCAACUAGACAUGAAUGAACAAUUACAAGGACAGCUUAACACUGCAAAGAAGGAACUAAGUAGACUGAAGAAGUCACCAAGUAAAAUGUUGGCUGAUUCUGAUGAUGAUGACGAUGAUUUCAGCACGGAUGGUGAUAGUCUCUGUGAAGUGCCUUCAGGAAAUAACUUUUCAAAAGAUGAUGACACAAGAAUCUAAAUAAGUAUUGAAUCUGUGAUUCCUUGAAAGUACUGGAAGAAUAAUAUAAAUUAUCAAGAAACUGGAUAUUCUAGAAGCCAAAUGACAUAAAGGGAUUUAAGAGCUGGGAAUAUAAUGUCUCCACUCAUACUGUUCUUAUUUUGAUCUCCCCUGUUUAUUAUAGAAACCAGAAUUACAUUAUAAAACAGCUGUAAAACACAGAUAUAUAUAUACAAAACUGCUACUGAAAACAAGGGGAUAAUGUUUCACAUUGGAAAUGUGAUUUUGCUAAAGUUCUGUUUAAGUAAAAAGCCAUUCGAAAGUAAUUCAAAAUUAGUUUGUAGUUAUUAAAAGCUUUUCUCUUAAAUUUAGGAAACCACAGAAGAUUAUUUAAUAAUUGUAAGUAGGGGGAAAUGAUUUAUAAGAUGUAAAUAUUUUAAACCUGAUCUUUUUAUUGACUACUUCGGUCCUAUUUU
Molecule: messenger RNA, 1325 nt
Organism: Pterocles gutturalis (yellow-throated sandgrouse)
Lineage: Eukaryota; Metazoa; Chordata; Aves; Pterocliformes; Pteroclidae
Product: cingulin-like protein 1
Exons: 7
Cellular component (GO): myosin complex
Source: RefSeq, a predicted model, not a curated record